UCGGGACAGCUACCAGCGUUAACGACAGCCUACAACAGUUCUGGCUGCGUCUCUAGAGCAUCAACGGGGUCUUCCUGGACCCGCUGGUUUAAAAGCAGUGCCUUAAAUCAUUGAAGCAACUGAAUUCUGAUCAUUUCUGGUGGACAAGGGCUCCAUCACGAUCAUUUUGAUAUUCAUAUUGCCUGCAGUGCAUGUCUAAUUCUUUGCGCUCUCCUUCCCGUCCGCUCUCAAGAUCUUCUUCGCGUGGCUCCUUGCGUUCUGUACGCGCUUCAAGCCCCUCAAUACCAAAAAACGAUACAGUGGCUGUUCGUAAUCAAAUGUCGACCUUGAAGCACUCUAUUCGACAUCAACAGGCACAGUUGCACAGUUUGGAAAAUAUCAUUUUGCGUGGAUCACGUCCGCUACCACCUGGCUUCAUGGCACCCUCUCAUUCUCCACAUCCCUCGUCGGAGGAUGUCUUGGAUAUAAGCCCUUGUCCUGUGUCAUAUACCACGAGCUUUUCGACUCCAAAAAUGCAACGUCGCUCCAGUUUUGAUGUUCUGCAAGGCCUCGCUGGUCGCGAAUCAAAUCUUCCACUCCCGAGGCGAGAAAGCGCGACACCAAUAUUGAGACGUGAUGGAAUCCGCGAGGGUAUCCCCAUGGAUUUUGGUGGCAGUCCUGGACAUGCAGUAAACACUAAGCGGAUGUCUAGUCCAACGCGUACACUAAGUCGUAUGUCACUCGCGCCUUUGUCAUCAAUUUUACCAAUUGACGCUCAUGCUGGCAAUAACUCAGACAAUUUGAAUGCCUCCACUUCUUCGCUACAAGCUCCAUCAUCUCCCAAUAGACGUAUCUCUCUUACACCUGGGGGGACAACCAAAGUUUUGGCAGAUCUUCAGGCCGGUGUUAUAAACGCUCGCAAUGCCUUGGAAAAUACCAAGUCUCAACUUCGUCUCUCACAGCGGACCGUCGCGCAAUUAACACGACAGACCGAGGAUCUGAAAGAAGGUCGAGAACGUCUCAGACUAGAAAAUGAAGGUCUUAACAAUGUUGUAGCGAGAAAGGAGAGGUUGUUGCAAGAGGUUCUUGAGCGGGCCCGGAAGGCUGAAGCUGAGGCAGCAACCUUAAAAUCUCAACUGAAAACGGAGACUGCGACCUCCAAAAAGUCUCUUCGCGAGAUGGAAUCAGCUCUCGCUGAAUCAACGGCCCUUUCCCAGAAGGCUGAACGCGAGUACAUUACAUUGCGCGACAGCAUCAAGAGCAUGACCGAGAGUUGGAAACAUGAUACCGAUAGACUUCGUGAAGAGAUGCGGAAGCGCGAGGACAAGCUGAAAAAAGAAGCCGAAUUGGUUGGUAAGAAGUAUAAGCUUCUCGCAGAUGAGAUGAAGGAGGCGCAGCGUCAGCAAGCUUCCGUGAAGGAUCUCAAAAACGAAGACCAGAAAAUAAGGAAAGAGGUCGAAGAAGAGUUCCGCGAGGAGAUUAUAAAACUGAAGGCACGGGUUGAACUUCAAUCUCAUCAAAGUGAUGGGGCAGUAGAGACUGCGAAAUCCUUGUCGUGCGAGCUGGCUCGUCUCCGUCGCUUGAUGCAGUCUGGUGCCAAGUCCCCUCCACCUGACACCGAAAACCCGCCUCCCUAAUCUAGAUCUCCUUUCGUUGCGUCGUCUGGCUGUCCAGGGGGCCGUAUUCACUGACAUGGACAUCCAUCUCAUGUAUAUCAUGCACAUUCAUUCGCACUUUGCAUACACACCCUUCUAGCCUUGCUGUCAUAUACCCACCAAGAUAACUUCAGAUAUGAUUUGUACAUGGUGCAUGAUUUUCACUCCUUUACUGUGCCGCAUUUAGUUCUCGCCCAAGUCGUUCCCUUAAGCGGUAGUAAUGACAAGGUUUCAAUUUUACAUGGACCAAUAUUCGGCUACUUAUAACCGGAGGCAUAACAUUUCCGAAAUACUACAUGCACA
This is a messenger RNA of Suillus subaureus, 1937 nucleotides long. RefSeq lists its product as uncharacterized. The coding region runs from base 192 to 1616 and encodes 474 amino acids. The record is from RefSeq and is a predicted model, not a curated record. Lineage: Eukaryota; Fungi; Basidiomycota; Agaricomycetes; Boletales; Suillaceae. The transcript is spliced from 6 exons.